GGAUGUUAUGCAUGGUUAUGAGAAACAAUGAAUUUGUUUGAACCAUUUGCGAAGUUAUCGGCAAUAAUGUAGUGUAUUAAAGUGUAAGUUGAAGAAUCAUGUGUAUUAUACGAUUUUAUCUAGGCGAGGCGUUUAGUGCACAUAGAACAAAUGAAAUACUACAAAAGUUAAAACUUGUGGACUCCGAUGUUCUCGAGUUAUCGACAGAAUUGUGUUACCACGUGGAAAUUGAGGAAGGCAAUUUAAAUAUUAACCAAAUUAAAAUUUUGAAAUGGCUUUUAAGUUCGCCCUUGCAGCCAAAUGCUUUGAGGAAUGAAUCAUCUUACAAAUGCGUACAAAAUAAUCAAUUAAUAAUAGAAAUUGGACCCAGAUUUAACUUUUCAACUGCUGAUUCAAGUAAUUCUGUUCAAAUUUGUGAAAGUGUUGGUUUGAGAGAUGUUGUCCGUCUUGAGUAUUCCACUAGAUACCUCAUUACUUUUAAACAGGCUAAAAAUGUCUCGAAGGAAAUGUUUGAAGAAUUGGCCGCACCAUUACAUGAUAGGAUGACACAAUGUAUUUAUACAAAAGAAAAUCUUCCUCGGAACAGCUUUAAUGAAGCUCUACCAAAGGAUCUAGAACCAUGGUUUGUUGUGCCGUUGCAAAAAGAGGGUAUGGCGGCAAUGAAAGCUGUUAAUGAAAAAUUAGGUUUGGCUUUUGAUGAGUGGGAUAUGGAGUUCUAUAUGAAUUUAUUUGUAAAUCAAUUACAAAGAGAUCCAACUAGUGUUGAGUUGUUUGACCUUGCUCAGAGCAAUAGUGAACAUUCAAGACAUUGGUUUUUCAAGGGGAAAAUCAUAUUAAAUGGGAAAGAAUUAGAUGAAUCACUGAUAGAUAUGGUAGCAUCUACACAGAAGACAUCAAAUAAUAACAAUGUUAUUAAAUUUGGUGAUAAUAGCAGUGCCAUUAAAGGUUUCAAACAUAACAAAUUGAGACCGCUUAAUGUGAGAGGGCCGUCAGAAGUGAUAAAAGAGGUAACUGAGUCGGAUAUAAUAUUCACUGCGGAAACACACAACAUGCCCACAGCGGUUGCCCCAUUCAGUGGAGCGACUACCGGCACUGGAGGGAGGAUCAGAGAUGUGCAGGGAGUGGGCCGAGGUGGACAUACUGUGGCCGGUACAGCGGGCUACAGUGUUGGGAAUCUACUUAUCCCAGGUUAUGAUUUGCCAUGGGAGGCCAAAACUUGGAAAUAUCCAAAUAACUUUGCAAGUCCGUUGCAGAUUAUCAUAGACGCUAGUAAUGGUGCUUCUGAUUACGGCAAUAAAUUUGGGGAACCGGUUAUAUCAGGAUUCGUUCAAUCGUAUGGAUUGAAAAAUGGCGAUAAUGUAAGAGAAGAGUUUGUGAAGCCCAUUAUGUUCAGUGGAGGAAUAGGAUAUAUGCCGCAUAGUAUGAUUAAAAAGAACAAACCUGAAAAGGGAAUGUUGCUGGUGAAGGUGGGGGGGCCGGUGUACCGCAUCGGCGUGGGCGGCGGCGCGGCCUCCUCCGUGGCGGUGCAGGGCGGAGACGCCAGGGACCACGCACUCGACUUCGGCGCGGUGCAAAGAGGUGAUGCUGAAAUGGGAAAUCGUCUGAACAGAGUUGUAAGAGGAUGCUUAGAAAGUGAAAUAAACCCAGUUGAAUCAAUCCACGACCAAGGCGCCGGUGGUAACGGCAACGUGUUAAAAGAGCUGGUGGAGCCCGAGGGUGCGGUGGUGUUCUCCGAGGAGUUCCAGCUCGGAGACCCCACCAUCACCACCCUGGAGCUGUGGGGCGCCGAGUACCAGGAGAACGACGCGCUGCUCUGCACCAAGGAGAAUAGACAUAUACUUGAAGAUAUUUGUCGCAGAGAAAGAUGUCCAGUGUCGUUCGUUGGUGAAGUAACAGGAGAUGGCUACAUGAGUCUUGUUGAAGAUUCAUACAAAGAGGUCCACAUUCCCCGAGAGAAUAGACUCAAACCUGAAAUUAAAUCCAAACUGCCUUAUGAUUUGCAUUUAGACGCUGUGUUAGGUAAUAUGCCACGUAAGGUAUUUGAUUUUAAACAAGAUAAUGUGACCAAAGUACCAUUGUCUUUGCCCAACGACAUAACUGUAGAAGCUGCUCUGGAUAGAGUGUUACGACUCGUCAAUGUUGCCAGCAAGAGAUAUUUGACUAAUAAGGUGGACCGCUGCGUGUCGGGGCUGGUGGCGCAGCAGCAGUGCGUGGGGCCGCUGCACGCGCCGCUGGCGGACUGCGCCGUGCUCGCGCUCGCGCACUUCGAGCUGGUGGGUUCCGCCACCUCCAUCGGCACGCAGAACGUCAAGGGCCUGUUGGACCCCGCGCCCGGCGCGCGCCUCUCCCUCGGCGAAGCUUUGACCAAUCUGGUGUUCGCCGGCAUAUCGUCAUUAGAGGACGUGAAGUGCUCCGGCAACUGGAUGUGGUCCGGCAAGGCGGGCGGCGCGGGCGCGGCGCUGGUGGCGGCGUGCCGCGCGCUGUGCGAUGCCAUGGCCGUCUUAGGAGUCGCCAUCGACGGCGGCAAGGACUCCCUCUCCAUGUGCGCUAAUGUCGAAGGACAAACAGUCCGUUCCCCGGGCACGCUGGUGGUGUCGACGUACGCGCCGUGUCCCGACGUCACCGUCAAAAUAGAGCCAGCGCUGCUGCGGGAAGGCUCCGCCCUGCUACACGUCCCCGUCACGCCCGGGAAGUAUAGAACUGGCGGCUCAUCUUUAGCGCAGUGUUACAAGCAAUUAGGCGACAAUCCUCCAGACUUGGACGAUCCUGCAAUUCUCAAAGCCUUAUUCAAAACUACUCAGAAAUUACUCAAAGAGAAGAAACUUCUAUCCGGCCAUGAUAUAAGUGAAGGAGGUUUUAUAACGACAGUUUUGGAGAUGGGCAUUGGUGGACUUCGGGGUUUAAACAUCGAUCUGCAAGUGGAAAAGGGGGUUACAGUGAUUGACUCACUAUUCAAUGAAGAGCUCGGUAUCGUGUUAGAAGUGGACCAAACUGAUGUUAACUAUGUACUCAAUGAGUAUAAAAAGAAUGGUGUUGUUGCUAAAGUUAUUGGCACAACUGGGAAGUACGGUAUGCAGUCAGAGGUGGUGGUGAAGGUGAACGGCGAGUGCGUGCUGCGGACGACGCUGGUGAAGGUGUACCGCACGUGGGAGGAGACCAGCUACCGGCUGGAGUGUCUGCAGGCCAACUCCCACUGCGUCACGCAGGAGUGGCUCGGUCUGGAGAAACGUAAAGGAGUUACAUACAAAGUGACAUUUGACCCUUCCGCAGCGGUUGUCAAAUCUAACUCUGUUAAAGUGGCCGUCAUAAGAGAGGAAGGUACGAAUGGCGACAGAGAGAUGAUGGCGUCUCUGAUGCUGGCCAACUUCGAGGUGUUCGACGUGACGAUGAGCGACCUGCAGGCUGGCAAGAUCACGCUGGACGUCUUCAGGGGUUUGGUCUUCCCUGGGGGAUUCAGCUAUGCAGACACCCUCGGAUCCGCUAAGGGCUGGGCCGCGGGUAUCCUGUUCUCUGAGAAGCUGCACGCUCAGUUCGCGCACUUCAGGAACCGAGAGGACACGUUCUCGCUGGGCGUGUGCAAUGGAUGCCAGCUGAUGGCCAUGCUGGGCUGGCUUGAUGUCGACGAUUCCAAUAACUUCGCCAACAACACGCAGAUAUUCCUCGAUCACAAUCUUUCUGAAAGGUUUGAGUGUCGCUGGAGCGCAGUGAAGAUAAGCGAGCGCGGCGAGGACGUGUGGUUCCGCGGCAUGGGCGGCAGCGUGCUGGGCGUGUGGGUGGCGCACGGGGAGGGGCGUUUCGCCCUCGCCGCGCCGCGCCUGCUGCAGCGCCUGCGACACAACGGACAGGUCGCCAUGCAGUACGUGGACGACGACGGAGCCCCCACUGAGACUUAUCCCAUGAAUCCCAAUGGAAGCCCCGAGGGUAUAGCGGGCGUGCGGUCUCGUGACGGGCGGCAUUUAGCCAUGAUGCCGCACCCCGAGCGCUGCGUGCUGCGCUGGCAGUGCCCCGCGCCCCCGCCCCCCGCCGACACGCGCGCCUCGCCCUGGCUCAGAUUGUUCCAGAACGCGUACAUCUGGGCCGCUGACAAAGCUUAGCGAAAAUCAACCUUCUGUUCUUUUCAAUAGAGUUCAUUUUAUUUAGUUAAUGUUAGGAAAAUUUUGACAACAAAUACAGAUUAAAAAUUUUAUUUCUAGAAUAUCUAUUGUCUAUUGUUCCUUUUAGUGUACCUUGCAUUUUGUUUUUUUUUUUUUUAAAUGAUCAUAAUGUAAGAAGUUUUUGUCUUUUGAAUUAUUCUCUUUUUGGGUAUCUUUGUGUUUUAUAAUACAUAUUAAGGAAUCUGUUGCCAUGGAGUAAUUUAUCCAUAGGUUAUCUUUUCGAAUUAACUCUUAGAUAUAUAAAAUUGCUAUUUCCAAUAUUAUAAUCAUACAUAAGACAUUAAUUUGUAGGCAUAAGUGACAACACAUGUUUCAUUGCAUAUCUUUAUUUGAUAGAUGAACUAAAUGAUAUCAAACAAAAAAUAGACCUCGAAACAUUUCUUCACUAAUCAUUUAUCUUUUAACAUUGUUCCUUUUACUUAUAAGUAUAGUUUAAUAUUAUAUUAAGUAUGCUUUUAUAUGGGACCAAUUAUACUAGAAAUAACAAUAAAGGUAGCAUUUUAAUAAAAUUUGUAUAAAUAAUUUUAGAUUAUUUUGCAAGUAUAAAGUUGAUCUUGGACUAAAAUGACUAUCAAUUAAAAGUUUUUUUAUAAUCCACAAUAUUAUGUUUUUAUGAAAUACCAUACUAUAAAUAUUUUAAUUACAAUAUGCCAAAACAUCAUGCAUUUAUUUUUACAUUCCAAACUUACAAAUGUACAGUUCUAUAUACAGUUUGUGUUAUUUAGUUAUUGUAAAAAAUAAAAAUAAAACGUA
Papilio polytes (common Mormon) is the source of this 4907-nucleotide messenger RNA. It is a transcript of the gene Pfas, whose product is annotated as phosphoribosylformylglycinamidine synthase. The record is from RefSeq and is a predicted model, not a curated record. Lineage: Eukaryota; Metazoa; Arthropoda; Insecta; Lepidoptera; Papilionidae. Gene Ontology annotation, biological process: 'de novo' IMP biosynthetic process. The transcript is spliced from 24 exons. The coding region runs from base 99 to 4094 and encodes 1331 amino acids. Gene Ontology annotation, molecular function: phosphoribosylformylglycinamidine synthase activity.